AUGAUUGACUUAAGCUUCCUGACCGAUGAGGAACAAGAGGCCAUCCUGAAGGUUCUGCAGCGGGAUGCUGCCCUGAAGAGGGCCGAAGAGGAGAGAGUCAGACAUUUGCCUGAAAAAAUUAAAGAUGAUCAGCAGCUGAAGAAUAUGAGUGGCCAAUGGUUUUAUGAAGCCAAGGCAAAAAGGCACAGAGACAAAAUCCAUGGUGCAGAUAUCAUCAGAGCAUCCAUGCGAAAGAAGAGGCUCCAUGUAGCAGCUGAGCAGAGCAAGGAAAGAGCAAAUGGUGCAAAGGAAAGCUGGGUGAAUAAUGUCAACAAAGAUGCUUUCCUUGCCCCAGAGCUAGCUGGUGUUACAGAAGAGCCAGAAGAAGAUGCAGCACCUGCAAGCCCAAGUUCCACUGUGGUAAAUCCAGCUUCCACUGUGAUUGAUAUGUCCGAGGAAAAUACACGGAAAUCACCUGUUUUAAUAAACAAUAUUUUUCCCCAGCAAAGGAAAAAUCCAUUUAAUAGCUCCAAGUUGCCAGAAGAUCAUUUAUUGCAACAAACAAAAAAUGAACAGUCAAAAAAUGGAAGAGCUGGCUUAUUUCAGACUUCAAAAGAGGGUGAAUUGUCUGAGUCAAAAGAAAAGCCAUCUGUCCCAAAUGUUUCAAGCCAGAAGUUAGAGAAAGCAAAGCAGACUUUGCCAGGCCCUGUGAAUGGGUCCCAAAUCAAGGCUCCAAUCCCCAAAGCCAGGAAAAUGAUCUACAAAUCAAAUGAUCUAAAGCAAGAUGUUAAUCAGUCUUUUCCUGGACAAAGGACAUACCCCCUCAGUGCAAAAGGGGCUCCGAGAGGGAUCCUCAAGCGCAACUCCAGUUCCAGUAGCACAGACUCAGAAACUUUUCGUUUGAAUCACAGCUUUGAACCAAAAAGCAAAAUUGUGUCACCUGGCCUAACUAUUCAUGAGAGAAUUUCUGAGAAGGAGCAUUUGGAAGGUGACUCUCCUCUGAACUCACUGGAGCCACUAAAGCAUGUGAGAUUCUCUGCAGUAAAGGAUGAACUUCCACAGAGUCCUGGGCUAAUUCAUGGUCGGGAAGUGGGAGAAUUUAAUGUUUUAGACUCUGACAGGUUGAAGAAUGCAACGGAAGAUGUAGGGGACAUAGAUGAGUUUCGGAAUGACCCUAAGCCUUCCCAAUAUAGAAAGCCUUUGCCUUUUCCUCAGUCAGCCUCAAGCCCAAGUGUAUCAGAAAAUGAAAUACAUCAGCCAAUGACUUCUGGUUCUUUUCCAACUGAUGGACUCCAUUCUCACUCAGAAGUUCUAACUGCAAGACCACAGUCCACUGAGAAUUUUCCCACCAUCAAUGAACACAAAGCUAAAUUAUCAGAAUUAACAAGACUUGAAUCAGAAUUGUCUAAAAGCCCUGCUGAUGAACUGUCUCAUUGUCUUGAGCCUGAGCCAUCUCAGGUGCCAGAUCGAAGUUCUAGAGACCAUCAGCAAGGUAAGCCCCCUCCUCUCACUGCUCUAAAAGCUGAGAUAUCCUCACGCUCUGGUCCAAAUGCCACUGAGAUGAGGAAGACAACUGAUGAUUCCAUAUCUAAAGUCCUAGACUGGUUUAACCGAAGUUCUCAUUCAGAUGACGGUAACUCAUUCCUCCCACAUCCCGGAAGAAUAGAGCCCAAAGAAAAAACAGACUCAAAAUCACAGGUUGCUAUUGCCUUGGUGACAGAUGAUACCAGUCUAAAAGAAAAUGGCUCAAAGGCCCUAUCAUCUACCAAAGUUGAACUGAAGCCUGUGAGAUCUGAUUCAACGUUCCAGGGAGAAGGAGAUAUGCUGCUUUCUACAAAUUUCCAAGAUAAUGAUGUGAAUAUCAAAUCCAAAUCUAUGAAUUUGUUCCAACAAGACACCCCAAAAGAAAGCCCAGGUAUAUUGCAGCCAUUUGAAAGCUAUGGUAGCCCAAGUCAAGGGAGUGAAAAUAUGGACUACAGACAAGGUUCAAAAAGCAUAAGAGAAAGAAAUGGGGAACUUCCCCCAAUUAGUCACUGUUCCUACAGUGUUCUCAAAGGAUCUGAUUCAGAAGACCAAGUGCCAUGUGACACUAGGAAUACUGGCAGUUUGGGUGAAGAAGAACUGAAGCUUCAUGUUCAUGAAAAAAAUAGAAGAAACUCAGACGUAAAUUCUGACUCUUCAAUAAUCAUCAAAGAACAAAGUUUGAAAGAUGACAUGAAAACAGACAGAAAGAGCAAAGGAAGAAAUACUUACAUCUUGAAAGCUUCCUUAGAGCCAGAGAAUAUUCAGUCACCACCUGGGGCUGCCAACUGUGGGUCUCCUUGGAAGAAACCUGAGGUCCAACUACAAGAAGCUGGUGAGGUUCCCAAGAACCAAGUGCAAAGAGAGAAAUACAAAAGAGUGCGUGACAGGAUAUCCUUUUGGGAAGGAGAGAAAGUUGCUGCUAAGUUAACUCAUAAAGAACCCACACCUUCAUGCAGCUCGGAACAAAUUUCUGCUAAAGUAUAUCAGCCAGUGAAGUCACAGAGUGUGUCCAGGGAUGGUUUAUCUACAGGCCAGAGGGAAUAUAAUCUAGUCACUGCCAAACUAGUGGUCCUAGAUGAGGACGAUCAAGCACCCCAUCUCUCCAGUUAUUAUUCCUCAAAUAGACCUACAGAGACCAGUCCCCAAAUAUUAGGUCUAUCCAAAAACUAUCCUUCAGCUGACCAAUCAGUUAAAGUAUUUCAAAAUAAGAUAAAUGAGCCUGUAAAAAGAUUGCCAGUGGCAGACAAUUUGCAUUCUAGAAGAGACAUUACUUUACCAGCACUGCAACAUCCCUCAAAUGUUGGGAAUGAAAUACAUACCCCUUGGGAGAAAGACAGAUCUCUAAUUGGUGAAUCAAAUGCCAACUUUAAAGUUAUGUCCCUCAAGGAAAGAAUGGAUGAACCCAAUACAGAACAGGUCUACAGUCACUCUCAGUUUGAGAAGGUGAGAACAUUUUGGGACUUAGGAGCUAAUUCAAACAGUAAGUAUAAUGAUGAGAAGAAUACUACCACAACAAGCCAGAAAAAUUCUGUGCCUUUUAAUAGCCAGAAAUACAAGGAAUUCAGUGACAUUAAACCAUCCCAAAAAACUCAUGAAGUAGAGGCACUUCUAAGCCAAAAAAAAGUUAUGGCAAGAGAGGAAAUGGAGAAAUUAAAUUCAAAGUGCAUAUUUCAGGUGCUACCAGAUGAAACCACAUUCUCCUUGAGACCACCCAGGAAUUCAGCUCAUCGGUUGCCAGGAAAUGAAUCAUCAAAUGAAGAUGUGGAAAAGAAUAUGGAAUGGUUUGUUACUCCAGUGUUCACGGAAGAAAAGGAUUACUCAGACCAAGAGAUUCAAGAAUUUAUAGUGAAAACAAGUGUUUUGUCUAAUGACUACAGAGACACUUUUAAUGACAGUUUACAGAAGCUGCUUUCAGAAGCUUCAUCACCAGCAAUCCAAUUUUUUAGUGGAAAAGUUCAUGGGAAAAGAGUGAUUGAACCAGGCGUUUCUGAAAAUAGGAAAUGGUCUCAAAAGAUAGAUUUUAUUGAUACUGAGGAAGAAAUCAAAGGACCUAAGGAGAUCACUAAUGAGCAUGUGGACAAAAUAGUAGCUCCUCCAAAAGUCAACCAGAACACUUUGUCUGCUAGUCUAGACAAACUCCUGAAGGAAGCAACUGGAACUUCACCCUCUCCCUUGCACAGCAAGUUGGAACCCGUUUCCACUAGAACCAACUCUGAGCCUGAAGAUGGUAGAUUUUUUGAAAAAGGGAUAGAACAGAGUCACAAUGCCUCAGCCUAUCACAAAGAGACAAUAGCCCCUUUUCCAGAGGGGGAUGGAACUUUGGGAAAUACAGCUCUCACCCAGAAAGCUGAAAGUGGUGAGUACCAGCUCAGUACAGAGAACUUGCUUCAGAUGGCUGCAGAAGGUUCUCACCCACUGGAUCAGUCUUCCCAUCUUCACAGAAAGGGUUCAUCUGGGAAUGUGAGCAAUUCUCCCCAAGAUAUGCCUUUUUCCCAGGAUGCUCAUCUGGCUGUCCAGGAUAGGGUGGUACUUUCUCAAAGGGAAAUUUCAGAGACUGUAGAGAAAGUCAGUUGUCCACCCAAACCUGCACUGAAUGAUGUAAAUGCUGCAUUACAGAAACUGUGUAGAGAAGCUUGGUUGAGUUAUCCAGCUGGGAGAGAGGAAGGUCCUGGACAGGUGAAAGCAGAAUUUCCUGAAGGAGUUCAGGCAGCAGGUAGCCCCGCAAAUCCUCUGGGAGUGAUCUCACCCUGGGCUACAGUGGACACCAUAGUUCCAGACAGAAAGGAUUUUUAUUCCUUCAAUGUGGUUCUUGAUAAAACUCGUGAAGUUGGAUCUCAUUUAACUGCCCAAAUGUCUCCUUCAGAACAGACCCUUAGCUCAUCUGUCCAUACUGUUGCUCAGCAGGGCAAAGCGCUACCUCAGGAAGUGGCAGAAAUUGGGAGAACAGUUAUUCAACCCAAAUCAGAGUUCCUUGCAUUCAGUGCUGGCUUAGAAAAACUACUGAAGGAAACAACUGAAACCUCCCCUGCAGAACAUGAAAGUGACGUAGGGACUCUUCCUCCAUCAAAGUUAAUAGGUAGUAAUGAGGAGCCCAGGCAAGCUGCUUCUGAAUUUCAUCUUGAGGAAAUAAAAGAAACAGUAGAAAAGGCCGAUGCUCCAUCAAAAACUGAGAGUGCUUUUGAUACUGGUUUUAAGAAACUCCUUAAAGAAACAUUUGAAGCUCCUCCUUAUCAGCUGCAGGUGUCAGUGAAGGAAGAAACUCCUGAGAAGGAGCCUGUGUCACAGUCAGAGCAGGCCAGGUUCUUGGGGACAGUGCCCCAUUUUGACGGGGCAGCCUCAGAGGCCUCUGAAAUGAAGGUUAAAAAUAAUGGUUUGGAAUUUAAAGUUAACCAGUGUGAUAAAGUAUUGGGAGGAGACAAAGCUGUGACUGAUUUAUCAGUUGAUCUUUGUAAUUCUGAAAGUGGAUUUGAGAUCCCUGGAACCCCACAACUUUAUGUGAACCAUAAAAUAGGGACCACUACAACUAUAAAACCCCCAGAAGACAGGGACAGUGAAAGUGAGGUUGCAGGGGCACCAGGGGGUUUUCAGGAACCUGGUUUUGAAGAGACUUCUGAAGCAAUUAGUGUGUCCAGAAAUAGGCAACCCAUUCCUCUGCUGACAAACAAAGAAAACCCUACAAAAAUAAGUAAAGUUGAAUUGAUUCUGGCAUCACCAUAUAAAAAACAAGUGAAAGAGGAAGAAAAAGAAGGUUUCUCUGACUCUGAUAUUUCAGAUGGAAAUACCAGUUCUAAUGCAGAAAGCUGGAGAAAUACCUCCAGUUCAGAAGAACUCAGUCCUGUUUUGAAAACUUUGGAAAGGAGUGCUGCUAGGCAAAUGCCUUCCAAAAGUCUAGAAGACAUUUCAUCAGAUUCAUCAAAUCAAGCAAAAGUAAAUAAUCUGCCAGAAGAAUUAGUACGUAGUGCUGAAGAUGAUCAAAAAGCAGAUCAGGAACCAGAUACAAAUGAAUGCGUACCAGGAAUUUCCACAGUGCCUUCACAACCUGAUAAUCAGUUUUCCCACCCCGACAAACUCAAAAGGAUGAGCAAGUCUGUUCCAGCAUUUCUCCAAGAUGAGAGUGAUGACAGAGAAACAGAUACAACAUCAGAAAGCAGUUACCAGCUCAGCAGACAUAAGAAGAGCCCGAGCUCUUUAACCAAUCUUAGCAGCUCCUCUGGCAUGACGUCCUUGUCUUCUGUGAGUGGCAGUGUGAUGAGUGUUUAUAGUGGAGACUUCGGCAAUCUGGAAGUUAAAGGAAAUAUUCAGUUUGCAAUUGAUUAUGUGGAAUCACUGAAGGAGCUGCAUGUUUUUGUGGCCCAGUGUAAGGACUUAGCAGCAGCAGAUGUUAAAAAACAGCGUUCAGACCCAUAUGUAAAGACCUAUUUGUUACCAGACAAAGGCAAAAUGGGCAAGAAGAAAACACUCAUAGCGAAGAAAACCUUGAAUCCUGUGUAUAACGAGAUCCUGCGGUAUAAAAUUGAAAAGCAAAUCUUAAAGACACAGAAGCUGAACCUGUCCGUUUGGCAUCGGGAUACAUUUAAGCGCAAUAGUUUCCUAGGAGAGGUAGAACUUGAUCUGGAAACAUGGGACUGGGACAACAAACAGAAUAAACAAUUGAGGUGGUACCCUCUGAAGCGGAAGACAGCACCAGUUGCCCUUGAAGUAGAAAACAGAGGUGAAAUGAAGCUAGCUCUGCAGUAUGUCCCAGAGCCAAUCCCUGGUAAAAAGCCUCCUACAACUGGAGAAGUACACAUCUGGGUGAAGGAAUGCCUUGAUUUACCAUUGCUAAGGGGAAACCAUCUAAAUUCUUUUGUUAAAUGUACCAUCCUUCCAGAUACAAGUAGGAAAAGUCGCCAGAAGACGAGAGCUGUAGGGAAAACCACCAAUCCUGUCUUCAACCACACCAUGGUUUAUGAUGGGUUCAGGCCCGAAGAUCUGAUGGAAGCCUGUGUAGAGCUCACUGUCUGGGACCAUUACAAAUUAACCAACCAGUUUUUGGGAGGUCUUCGGAUUGGCUUUGGAACAGGUAAAAGCUAUGGGACUCACGUGGAUUGGAUGGACUCUACAUCAGAAGAAGUUGCUCUCUGGGAGAAGAUGGUAAAUUCCCCCAACACUUGGAUUGAAGCAACGCUGCCUCUCAGAAUGCUUGUGAUUGCCAAGAUUGCCAAAUGAGCCCAAAGUCCACUGGCUUCUCCACUGAAAGCUACUAAACAGGCCGAAUCUGAUCCUGAAAAUUUGACUACAUGGACAAAGAUCCUCACUUUCUAUCUAUUGCCACUAGCAAAUACUACACAGCAUGUUUAAGUCAAUCUGCAUGUGCUGCAUCUUCGAUUACAAGGCCCAAGGAAUAUUAAAUAAUGACAAAAUUUGUAACUUAUUUGUGACUCCAAUAUUAAAGAAGAUAUUUGAGCAAGCUAGGAAAAUUGAACAUUGCUGCUGCUUCAAAGAAAAAAGCUGUCCUAAAAUGUGGGAUAUUGUUAACACGCUGAAUGUUCUAGUUUGCCAUCAUAUAUUUUACAUCACAAUCUUGUGCCACCGUGAAAAGGGCCUGCUACUUGAUUAUCUAAAACCCUUGCAGGAUUUGUGAAUAUGUAGGUUGUGGAAAAAAAACAGAAAGAUACUACUGGUGGAGCGGAGGAAGGAAGAACACCAGUGAUAAUAAAGAAUUUAACCAUAAGGAAGCUAUAUACUCUGUAAUCUUUAAUAAAAUAUGGAAUUCCAUGUUAGGGCAAUGACACUGAAUUUACU
Cynocephalus volans (Philippine flying lemur) is the source of this 7287-nucleotide messenger RNA. RefSeq names its product synaptotagmin like 2 (gene SYTL2). Gene Ontology annotation, molecular function: neurexin family protein binding; small GTPase binding. The coding region runs from base 1 to 6711 and encodes 2236 amino acids. Gene Ontology annotation, cellular component: exocytic vesicle; plasma membrane. The transcript has 19 exons. Gene Ontology annotation, biological process: exocytosis; intracellular protein transport. NCBI's taxonomy places the organism in Eukaryota, Metazoa, Chordata, Mammalia, Dermoptera, Cynocephalidae. The record is from RefSeq and is a predicted model, not a curated record.